UCCAAAUCAUUUGAAUGAACCGCUUUUCGCUCAACAUAGAGAUCAAUCUCUUUGGUUACACAUUCAACUGUCUUUUUUGAAAGUUGAUUGUUGUUACUCUCAAUUGUGUUUAGUUUUAAUUGCUGUUGAUUAAUUGUUACCAAUUUUUUCCUCUGAUAGAUAAUCAUGUCAACCUCAAGUCUGAGUAGUUAUUCUAGUUAUGGUGCUUUAAGUACUGCUAAGAAAACACCAAAACGAUUUGUUAAAGAACCUAGUGAACCAAAUAAAGCAGAAGUGAUCAAAGCUCAAUUAGAUGUUGUCAAACUAGAAUUGGAUACUUUCAAGAUGAACAUGGAUACAACCGAUACGACCAAAUGUAAAGACAAUUGGAUGGAUCAAAUUGAUUGUAAAAAAUUGGUGGAAACAAUUGAUUCACUUGCAACUGGAUUAUCUGCUAAAUUAGAUGUUAUUCGUCAAUUGGCUGUGGUUCCAAAGGAUAAGCCUUCAUUAGUUAUUAACGAUGCCGCUUUAGUAAAGGCCAACGAAAGAUUGGAUGAAACAAUUUGUAUAUUGGAAAAUUUAAGAGAACUUAAAAAUUAACUAAAAUUCCAAAAAAAAAACAUCAUACAUAAUUUUCAACUAUAUCCAUCAAUCAAGAUCCAUUAGUGGAUAAUGUAAAUGAAAACUAAUCCACGAACAUCCAUUCAGCGAUUCCAAACAUAAAAAGAGAAUGAAGAAAGUAUCAGGAAAAACCAUUUCCAUUUCCAUUUUGAUGAUUAAUCACAACCUUAAUUUGAGAGUUUUGAUGAGCAAAAUGUUGAAUAUUGAAAUAUAUUCUUUUAAAUAUUUU
This is a messenger RNA of Panonychus citri (citrus red mite), 829 nucleotides long. RefSeq lists its product as uncharacterized. NCBI's taxonomy places the organism in Eukaryota, Metazoa, Arthropoda, Arachnida, Trombidiformes, Tetranychidae. The transcript is spliced from 2 exons. The record is from RefSeq and is a predicted model, not a curated record. The coding region runs from base 166 to 579 and encodes 137 amino acids.